AUGUCUCUGUCGCGGUGGAAGCCACAUGCGACAUUCAGCCUAAGUGGCUAUGGCUCCGUCCAAAAAGAAACAUACUGUAACCAGUGUAUGCGACACUUCGUAUCCACCGAUGCCCUCGAGGAGCAUUUCCUAGACUCCAAAUUCCACUUCUACUGCAAACUCUGCGUGCGACAUUUCCAUGACAGCAAAUCCCUAGAAAACCACCACAAGACCAGUCGCAACCACUACCACUGCGUAAAAUGCAACAUUUCGGUGGCCUCGCAGGCGCAGCUAACCGAACAUUACCUAGAGAAGCAUGCCUUCUGUGUUCUUUGUAAAAAGCUCUUUGAUGACGAGAGCAAAUUACGCGAGCACCUUUCCGGUAGCCAUCAUGUCUGUUGGGAUUGCAAUGUUUUCUAUACGACUGAAAAGGAACUCAAGGACCAUUUUGCCAGACUCAAGAAGCAUCCAUAUUGCUCUGCUUGUAAGGAAGGCUUUUCUGAUGACGAAGCGUAUUCAAGACAUUUGUCUGUCAGCAAGAACCAUUAUUACUGCAUUCAAUGCAAGCGCGACCACAAUAGCGCUGAGCAUUUACUCAUCCACUUCGAGUCGAUUGAGCACAAAGCCCACAAAUUGAUCAAGUGUCCCUUCUGCCCACGUACAUUCGAAGCACACAGUUCGCUCCAAAUCCACUUCGAAAUCGGCACCUGCGCCGGCAAGAGCAAGGCAAAGAAGGAAGAAGACUUCAAGAAACUCCUCAAUAAACACGAUAACCUCGAAAAACCUAUGAAGGUCAUCAACGACGUUGAUAGACCUCGUUACUACCUCCCAUACCAUGGAUACCCCAAGAAUGCUAUUGAAUACAGCUAUGAGCGGAAGGGCUCUGCUGAUAGCUGUGAAGUCGUUGAACCUGUAUUCAAGUAUAUAGACAGCAGGUCUAUGGAGUAUCUCAACUGUGGGGAACCCGGUGACUACGAGCGAGGCCGUCACCAUGAGAGCCACGAUCGAAGCCGAAGCCGAAGUCGCCCAAAUCCUAGCAGAAGCCGAAGCCGUCAUAGUCUAUAUUAUCGCGCCCGCAGCCAGAGCCGACAUCGUCCAUAUAGUUCUGAGGACUCAGAUGAUGGCUGCUCUGACUGGGAAGACAGACUCCGACAAUCGAGACUUGCUACGAAUCUUUCCUGGAAUGGCUACAAAUUCGAAUGUCCGAUCUGUUGUAAAACCUAUAAGACUUUGGAAAGACUGAACACCCAUCUUGCCCGCGAUCAUGAGUCGGAAUCUUACCGCUGUUCGGGGAGAAAUGGUUGUGGUAGAUCCUUUGCUACCAUUAGGGGGCUGAUUAGGCAUAUCGAAACCGAUGAUAAGUGCGGUAUGGGCAGAUGGAGGUCGUGGGGGUCGCCGAGUGUUGAAGAUUUGAGCAAACGGUUUAGGAUGAUCGAUUGUUAG
Molecule: messenger RNA, 1422 nt
Organism: Orbilia oligospora ATCC 24927
Lineage: Eukaryota; Fungi; Ascomycota; Orbiliomycetes; Orbiliales; Orbiliaceae
Exons: 2
Coding region: 1-1422 (473 amino acids)
Biological process (GO): regulation of transcription by RNA polymerase II
Cellular component (GO): chromosome
Molecular function (GO): chromatin insulator sequence binding
Source: RefSeq, a predicted model, not a curated record